UUCGUGACCGCCGUGGGAGCGGUAGGAAAAAUCCAAAGCUCAUGCGUCAGCUGUCGCUGGAGUUCCCGGCGCGACACCUGCGAGGCUUCAGUGCCCCAUUUCCUCAUUCUUCAUCCGAGUAUCCGACCCGACCCCUUUUCCGUUUUGGGGUUUUGCACAUAGCCCGCUUUCAUCCAUUUAUUGGACAGAGCAUCUGAGUGACGGAGAGAGACAGAGAUGGAAGAAGAGGGAAAAGUGAAAUUGGACCGAUGGGGAUAUCCGGUCAAGACAUCCUCCGACGCUUGCAUUUCUGCUAUCAACGCCUACUACUACCAGGUGAUGAGUUAUGGAAGAGAGAAGUUUGUGAUUCUCGAAGCACCGCGUCACGACCAGCAAUGCGUGCUGGGCAACAUUUUGGCCGCUCACUUCCUCUGCUCCGCUGACCCUUCUCGAGCUCCCUUCCAUCUCGAGGCUGCCCAGUCUCGUCUCGAGCAAGCCACGUCCUACGAGAAAGCAGUUUUUGAUUCGGUCAAUUGUUUGAUUUCGAAGGGCAGGGAUGACGACAUUGCUGUUGAGCUACACGAAAAGCUUUUAAAUGACUUCCCAAGAGAUCUAGCAUCUUUGAAGAGGGCUCAAGUGCUAUGCUUUUACAUGGGUCGGCCUGAUCUAUCUUUGAAACUUGUUCAACAGGUUUUACCCGAAAAUCAAGACGAAAAUUACAUAUAUGGGAUGCUUGCUUUUGCUUUGUUAGAGCUUGGUCAAAUGGUGGAUGCUGAGAAAGCUGCAAUAAAGGGUUUUGAUAUCAACAAGAAUGAUUGCUGGUCACAACAUGCUUUGUGCCAUGUUUUCCAGUACGAGUGUCGUUUUAAAGAGGCAGUAAAGUUCAUGGAAGACUGCUCAUCAUCAUGGAGUUCUUGUUCAUCUUUUAUGUAUACACACAAUUGGUGGCAUGUUGCUCUUUGUUACUUGGAUGGUCAUUCUUCAAUUAGAAAGGUCUUGGAGGUUUAUGACCACUAUAUCUGGAAGGAGUUGGAAAGAAGUGAUGCAACUGGCGCAGAGGUGUACUUGAAUGCUUUAGGUCUGCUACUGCGUGUGUCUGUGCGGGGUGAAAUUGAUGUCUUUGAGGAUCGUUUGAAGGUCUUAGCAGGUUGUCUAACAGAUCAAGCCACCUGGCAUGUGGAAUGGCAGCUUGAUUUGUUGACACUAUGGGCCUUAGCUAGUAUUGGAGAAUUUGGUAAGGCUGAAGAUUUACUUGAAGGCUUGAAAUUAAGAAUUUCUCAUAUGAGCGAGAAGAAGCGGCAAUCAAUGCAGAGGGGAAUGCUGCUUGCAGAAGCCCUCUAUGAGUAUGCCAGAGGUAACUAUAACAAAGCAUUGGUAUUGCUUGGUCCAGAUUUUGAUGCCAAUGACUGCAAGAUGAUUGGAGCAUCUGAAGAACAGCUUGAUGUAUUUAACGAGGUUUGGUUCAUCAUGUUGUUGAAUACAGGACAAGUUAUGAAGGCAAUUGAAGUACUUGAAAAGCAGGUUGCUAAGAGAGAAGGGGUCCCUUUUUUGUGGCGCAUGCUGGAGAAAGGUUAUUCUAUGACAGGGAGGCAGGAAGCUACAAUGGCAGGUGAAAAGGCGAGGGCUUUGGAGAUUGCAUAUUUCUGAUUGCUGGUGCCAAUAAAUCUAGCCAGCAUGGGUGACUGUCUGACAUUGUAGGUUCCAAUUUUAAAUAGUUUCGGUGCCUUAUUACCUUUUUUCAUUGGUGGCUGGGGUGGGGGCUUGGGGUGGUUGGGGAGAAGGAAGACUUGAUAUAUUUAUGCGUUCUGUAGGGUGACGACGUGAAUAAUGUAAAGUAAAUAGUUUAAACUACCCAUAGUUGUAAGCUUUCUAGAGCUCGAAUCCUGCAGUUAUAUCUAGCAGACAAUGAUCUCGUGAUCUUGGUCUUGUAGCUUCAAUACAAUAGAUUAAAAUUUUGCAUCUUCUAGAGGGGCUUCUUAAGUCCAAUGGAAGAGCGACAUUCUUCUA
This is a messenger RNA of Malania oleifera, 1986 nucleotides long. RefSeq lists its product as uncharacterized. The transcript is spliced from 14 exons. NCBI's taxonomy places the organism in Eukaryota, Viridiplantae, Streptophyta, Magnoliopsida, Santalales, Ximeniaceae. Gene Ontology annotation, molecular function: protein binding. The record is from RefSeq and is a predicted model, not a curated record. The coding region runs from base 217 to 1626 and encodes 469 amino acids.